ACCAAGGUGGACCCGUGUGACGGUUUCCCUGAUUGAUAGCAGUCACAACCAGCAUCCUCUUUUCUGUUUUUUCCCCCUGUCCUGGGUUUCCGUUCUCGUUCACAGCACCGCACGAUGAGGAAGCCGAUUUACUCACUGACCCGUAAAUUGGGACGUAUGUCCUGGAACAAAUAUAAUCUGUACAAUAUUGCGACCAAGCAGUUCCCCAGAUUACAUGAGAAAACUUUGUACCAACAGAAAUGGAUCUCCAAGCGAGAAACUCGAGCUUAUCACGGUGACGAAGUGACCGAAAAGCAGUUCAAGGCCAAAUUCUUUGAAUCCCGAUUGCCUACCGUGAAUGCUGCAGCGUCCAACGUUCCUCAUCCUCCCGUUGCUGUACUCACCUACGCUGAAUUGGAAAGACGUUUGGAUUUCAUUGUGUUCCGUUCCAACUUUUGCCCCUCCAUUUACGCUGCUCGUCAAUUGUGUGUUCACGGCAAAGUCAAGCUUAACGGCAAAAAGAUGGCAUUCCCUUCGCACAAAGUGAAAGACGGCGAUGUGAUCUCGGUGGACCCUGAUGCCAUUCAAAUGCUGAAAGGAGAAAAGGGAACCGAACUCGAAUAUGAACUUAGACCAUUCUCUCAGCCAUUCUUGUUUGUGCCGGAAUAUCUUGAAGUGAAUUACAAUACCUGUCAAACUGUGUUCCUGAGAUCACCGAUUUCUCGACCUGGACGUUCCGAAAUUCCUUCACCGUUGCCUCCCAACCUGCAUUCAUUGGCAUACGAAUACUACACUAGAAACAAAUAAUCGUUGCAUCUUUGAAUGAUCUUCCAUUCUUUUUUCUUUUCCACAUUUCCUUUCUUUUUUUUUUAUUUGGUUUGUAAUCAUUUUAAACAAAAAAAAGUCGCUAUUUAAUAGUCAA
This is a messenger RNA of Radiomyces spectabilis, 901 nucleotides long. RefSeq lists its product as uncharacterized. Gene Ontology annotation, biological process: positive regulation of translational fidelity. Gene Ontology annotation, cellular component: mitochondrial small ribosomal subunit. The transcript has 2 exons. The record is from RefSeq and is a predicted model, not a curated record. NCBI's taxonomy places the organism in Eukaryota, Fungi, Mucoromycota, Mucoromycetes, Mucorales, Radiomycetaceae. Gene Ontology annotation, molecular function: rRNA binding; structural constituent of ribosome. Bases 115 to 786 code for a protein of 223 amino acids.